UACACUUAGUUGCCCCUCUGCGGCUCGGAAUUGAAAUAACGCAUUUUUCACUUUUCUGCAGGCAAACCGAAUUUUUCCUCACUUUGUUUUUAAAUAAAGAACCGAAGUUUUUUUUUGAUCAAAAAAAAUCGAAAAGUGGUCUAAUUUAAUGCGAAAACUUUAGCGGUUAGUGACCCGAGACUUUAUGCAAAUUAGGUUUUAUAGAGGGAGUUGUAUGGAGAAGUUUGCAUGGUGACUUAGAAGAAUAGUUAGUGGGCAAUUAAGAUGUCGGUAGCUCCAUCUCGCGCCGGCAGUCGCAUGCAACAAUACAUGGACGCAACCCAAGACGAAGAAACCGGCGGAGUCCAGAACUCCCAAGGAGGAGCGGAAGGCGUCGCUCCAGGAGGCGACCAGGAAGGCGCCUCCGUCGUCGGCGUCGACAAACCUCCUGCGAACGCGCUUAGUUUAGUGCCGGUCUCUGCUGCUAAUGGCGUGCAUGACAAAAGGGAAGAAUUAACAGACGAAGAGUACGACGAACCCCCCGUGGCCAACGGAGGGGGGUACUGGAGGCAGGGGGCUACCUCGAGGCCCCCCAGCCCCUUGAUGGCGGAUAAUGCCAGCGAGGCGUCAUCCAUGCAACCGCCACCACCACGCCCUAAAAGUCGAGCUGAAGGAACCACUAGCAGGUAUUCGAAUCUGGGUUACUGGAAAGCCCGGAGAGUCUUAUUCUACAAAAAUGGAGAUCCGUUCUUCCCAGGCAUUGAGUUUCGUUUUAAACCAGGAAGAGAUAUUGUCAGUUUGGAAUCGCUUCUGGAUAAACUUUCUUUGCGUAUGGACUUGCCGAGAGGAGCUAGGUAUAUAUUUUCUAUGGAUGGUGAUAGGAAGUAUCGCCUGGAUGAACUGGAAGAUGGUGCUUCUUACGUGGUUUCUUCGUACAAAGCAUUUAAGGCGGCAAGUUAUGGAAAGAAAAACGGAAUCUGGUACGCAGCUCCAGGGGGACAGGGCUGGAGCAAAGCUACCAGUCGAAAAGCCUCCAUAGUUGAAAACGACGCGCCUCCACCAGGAGGCGGCGCGAUCAAACCCAGCUCAGGACGAGUCAUUAGAAUCAUUAACAAUAUGGACCAUACAGUUCAGUGUAGGGUACUGCUUAACCUUCGUACCUCACAACCUUUCGAAGAGGUUCUAGAAGACUUAGGACAAGUAUUAAAAAUGAACGGAGCAAAAAGGAUGUACACCGUUUCCGGACAAGAAGUUAGAAGCUUUUCCCAAUUGCGAAAUGAAUUCGCUGAUGUGGAUACCUUCUAUUUGGGAAUAGGGUCCGUAGGGCCAGUAGCAAAUCCAGGCGUGAUGCUGUCUCCAGUCAGAAGAGGUCGUUCCAGAGUGGUUCAGACUGCGGUGGUAGAAGAUCUCAGUAAACAACGAAGGGCUAGAAGUAAGAGUAGACCCAGAGCCCUUUACGCCCCUGAGAGUGAAAUUGUUAGAACUAACGCAAUGCACAUGCUUUCUACUUCAGAUUAUACCUUAUUGGAAGUGCUAAAAGAAGAACCUGUUAGGGUAACUAUUAAGGGCCUAAGAAGAACAUUUUAUCCCCCAAUUCAUCAUGCUCCUAUGGAUAAUUCACCUCCAGAGAAAAAGAUGAUGCUUGAAUGGGUAUAUGGCUAUAGAGGUACAGAUUCCAGAAGGAACUUAUGGGUAUUACCCACAGGGGAGCUUCUUUAUUUUGUAGCAGCUGUAGCAGUAAUGUUUGACAGAGAUGAAGAAACUCAAAGGCACUAUAUUGGACAUACCGAAGAUAUUCAAUGUAUGGACUUGCAUCCAUCGAGAGAGAUGGUUGCCUCAGGACAAAGAGCUGGAAGAAACAGGAAAACUCAGGCACACAUUCGCAUCUGGAGCACGGAAACUUUACAGACCCUUUAUGUCUUUGGUAUGGGGGAGUUUGAUAUUGGGGUUGCUGCUGUUGCUUUUUCACAACUUAAUGGCGGCAGUUAUGUGCUUGGUGUGGAUGCUGGAAGAGAAAGUAUUUUAUCAGUUUGGCAAUGGCAAUGGGGACAUCUUUUGGGAAAAGUUGCUACGCUUCAAGAAGAACUCACUGGGGCAGCAUUUCAUCCUUUGGAUGAUAAUUUGAUGAUUACCCAUGGAAAGGGACAUUUGACUUUUUGGAACAGGAGAAAGGAUGGAUUUUUUGAAAGGACUGAUAUUAUUAAGCCACCAUCUAGAACUUUAGUCACCUCACUCCAGUUUGAACAAGAUGGCGAUGUGAUCACUGGAGAUAGUGAUGGAUUUAUUACUAUAUACAGUGUUGAUGCCGAUGGUGCCUACUUUGUACGAACAGAAUACGAAGCUCACAACAAAGGAGUCGGUGCAUUAGUUAUGCUCUCUGAAGGUACUCUUCUCUCAGGUGGUGAGAAAGACCGAAGAAUAGCAGCAUGGGAUUCUUUGCAGAACUAUAAAAAAAUUACCGAUGCAAAAUUACCGGAUCUUUUUGGAGGUGUCCGAUCAAUUUAUCCUCAAAGACCAGGCAGAAACGAUGGAAAUAUUUACGUGGGCACAACCAAGAACAACAUCUUAGAAGGUUCAUUACAACGGAGAUUUAACCAGCCGUGUGAAACUUUCGUGAGGCAAGAGGUGUUAAGGGGCGGCUUAGCCCGUGAAACUAGCAAAUUCAUAUCCCGCGUUAAAGAGUACGAAAGACCUCAUUUUAGACAGGUCGUGUUUGGACACGGCAGACAACUGUGGGGACUUGCAGUACAUCCUGACGAUGAAAUAUUUGCUACCGCCGGACAUGAUAAGAAUAUCGCCCUGUGGAGGAAAAAUAAACUAAUAUGGACAACACAAGUGUCGUUUGAAUGUGUCUCCUUGACAUUCCAUCCGUUUGGAGUUGCAAUAGCAGCUGGAAGUACCGAGGGGCACUUGCUUAUAUUAAACUCCGAGACUGGACAGAUUGUCAAUACAAUUCGUGUAUGUGGAUCACCUUUGAAUUGCGUGGCGUUCAAUCCUAGUGGUGACCUGAUUUCUAUAGCAUCCCAAAACGGCAGCAUCUACCUCUUUAGAGUAAGCAGAGACGGAUUUUCAUACAAAAAAUCGAAUAAAAUCAGGGGGUCUCAGCCCUUGAUGCAAAUGGAUUGGAGUUCUGAUAGCAGUUAUUUGCAAACUGUGACUGCGGACUAUGAUUUAGCGUUCUGGGAUGUAAAAACUCUUUCUCCGGAGAAAAGUCCUAUUGCUAUGAAAGAUGUUAAAUGGUAUACGCACAAUUCUACCGUAGGAUUUAUGGUAUCAGGUAUAUGGAACAACCGAUUUUAUCCUAUGACAUCCCUUAUAAGUACAGUCUGUCGCUCAGCAGCUCAUGAUUUGCUGAUCACAGGUGACACCGAUGGAUAUCUAAGACUUUUUAGAUAUCCUUGCCUGAGCCCCAAAGCAGAAUAUAAUGAAGAAAAAGUCUACAGCGGCACCGUAGCCUGUACCAGGUUCCUGUUUAAUGAUAGAAAUAUUGUUACGGUUGGUGGUACUGAUGCCGCUUUAAUGCUAUGGCAGUUAACAGAAGAAUAGCAUAGAGCUCCGGUAUACCUUCCGGUUUUGGCGAACAGAGCGUACGUAAACAGAUGGGAACAAGCCUCAAAUUACCGCGAUAGUUUCGACGAGGAGGUGGAAGACUUUUACAAUUCCGACAUGGACAGCGCGACUUUCGAAGUCUUGAAUUUGCAUUUUUGAGGAGAAGAGAAACUUUUGAUGGUUCCUAAACCAGUUUUUGACAUAAUUUGUGGCGUUUAAAAUCAUCUUCACUGCCCCCCAGUAUCGAUAUUUGUCAUUUUUUUUAAAGCCAUUAUAUAUAGGACCACUUAGAGAUUAAAUGAUAUUUAUACCAGACAUCACCAGUGCCUUCCAAGAGAAUUAACAUUUUCUUCCAAGGGUCUUACCUUAGAGAUAUUCAAUUUUUGCAAGUAGUUAGGAUCGCUUUAAUUAAUUCAAAAUGCACAAAACAACCAUUGAAAAAGGUCAUAUUAAUAUUUAUAUUAUUAAAAUUGUUGUAAAUACAGAUUUUUUAAAAGAGCCCUAUUAAGAAAUAAUUGAAUACAUUCAUAUACCUAAUAAAUAGCUUCUUGUCCUCUUGUCCAAUUAUACAAUAGGCAUUACUAAGAAUACAAACAAUUUAUUAAUAACAAUUUAAUAUUUGUAAUUGUAAAUAAAUCACUUGGAAUUAGCGUUUACCAAAACUGCCAUUAGUGUUAGUCUGUUUGGAUUGUUGUAACUUUAGAACCAAAUUGCUGACUCAUUAAAUCAUUUUAUCAAUUUAAA
Molecule: messenger RNA, 4272 nt
Organism: Anthonomus grandis grandis
Lineage: Eukaryota; Metazoa; Arthropoda; Insecta; Coleoptera; Curculionidae
Gene: DCX-EMAP
Product: echinoderm microtubule-associated protein-like CG42247
Exons: 24
Coding region: 265-3525 (1086 amino acids)
Biological process (GO): intracellular signal transduction; microtubule cytoskeleton organization
Cellular component (GO): mitotic spindle
Molecular function (GO): microtubule binding
Source: RefSeq, a predicted model, not a curated record